AUGGCUGAUACUGAAGAGGAAGCAGCUAGGGCUUAUGAUGUAGCAGCCAUUAGGCUGAAAGGUGCAAACGCCAUCACCAACUUUGAUAUCUUUGAAUAUGAUUUGAUGAAUAUUCUUCAAAGCUCAAAGCUACCCAUUGGAAAAGGAGCUUCCAAGCUUUUGAUGAAGUCUUCAAUGGAAGAUGUCAUUAGAAAGAAAAAGAAUCUCAUUGGGAAAACCUCAUUUGCUUGUUUUGAAGAUGAUGAUGGUUCAGCCAACCCUGAAAUUGCUCAAGGAUUCAACAGCUUUGGAAAUGAUAUGAACAUUGAUUUCAAUGGGAUUCAAGCAAUGGAACCUGUUGGAUUCCCAAUGGACUUAUCAGGCAUGGAUAAUAAUAGCCAGCAUCAAACUUCAAGCUUUUUCCCUGUUAUUAAUGGUUGCCAAAACCCAGUUGAGUUCCAGGGAAAUUCUUCUGGGAUCUUCAAUGGAGGAAUAUCUUUUCCAGGUAAUGGGGAUGUUGAAACUGAUGAUUUUCAGACAAAUUUUGACAACUUUCAGAGUCUGUUAGGUCUUGAGGGACAAGAUUGUUUUAACAUGAACCAGAUCGAGGAUGUUGUUGCCAACCAAGAUCCUAAUAAUUUUCAGACAAAUCCCAUACCUGUCAAUCCAUCGAGUGGAUGCUACAAUGGAGAUGUUUCAUGGAAUGGGGUUCUCCAGGGUGUUCCAAGUUCAUUGGAGAUUGAGAAUAAUGCUAAUGGAGGUUGCCAUGGAAGUGAUAAAUUUUCAGACAAUGGAGCAGCCAUGGUGGAAAACCCAGUCCAAGAAAAUGGGGUGAAUUUGUGUGAAGACAGUGAAAUGGACAAUCUUUCAAGGUGCUUUGAGCUACUUAAUGAACUUGGACCAUUGUGCUUGUAA
Molecule: messenger RNA, 894 nt
Organism: Gossypium raimondii (Peruvian cotton)
Lineage: Eukaryota; Viridiplantae; Streptophyta; Magnoliopsida; Malvales; Malvaceae
Product: AP2-like ethylene-responsive transcription factor BBM
Exons: 2
Coding region: 1-894 (297 amino acids)
Biological process (GO): regulation of DNA-templated transcription
Molecular function (GO): DNA-binding transcription factor activity; DNA binding
Source: RefSeq, a predicted model, not a curated record